UUUACAUUGCCACUUCAAUCGAACGUGGCGGUAAAAUCGAUGAAACUCGAUCUUUAAUGUAAAUCGAAACGAAUUCUCUAUAAUCGUAUUUAAAAGUUGCAGCCAAAAUUUGAAACUUUUGAUCGUGUGGAUUAAUUGUGCAUUGAAUUGCAAUUUUCGUGCAGUAAAAGUUUGCGAAAGAAAUCCAGAGUUUAUACUUUGCCAGAAGUUUUUAACCUUUUCAUUGUUUUGUGGGUUAGGAAAUCCAAAGCGUUCUGCCAAAUCACAAACGAACAAAAUACGAGUGCAUAAAUACCCAUCAACAAUAGAAAUUGCAAUAGCAAUGGCAACCAAUGGCACCCGUCAGCUACUUCCAGGUGUGAAUGGCCAUGUACCUCAAUCAUUUCAUCAAGAGACUGCUGAACAAUAUAUGCGACUUCUACGAUGAGCAGGACCUCAUAGAUGUAACAUUUAAGUUGUCUAAUCCGAUUGCUAUGAUUCCAGCACACCGCUUGAUACUCUCAGCGGCAAGUUCAUAUUUUAAAGAUUUAUUCAAAAGUGACAAGGGCUUUAAUCCUGUUAUUGAAUUAACGAACAUUGACAGUGACACUUUUGAGCGUUUGAUAACAUUUUGCUACACCGGCAAGGCCCUCAUAACCAUCGAAAAUGUGGACGUAAUGCUGAAGGGAGCAAUAUAUUUGAAGUUGGAUGAAGCGGUUGUCGGUUGUGUUGACUAUAUUUUGCAGCAUAUAUCUGAGUAUACACUGCAGCGGGCAUAUUGCUUACAGCGUGAAACUCGGUGUGUACCACUGAAUGAGAAACUCUUGGAAUAUGAAAUUAAUAAUUUUAUGGAGAUAAGCCAAUGCCCUGAGUUUCUUAGUUUUGAUGCUGAAAAAUUGCAGGCAAUCAUAGAAAGCUGUAAUUUAAAUGUGACUUGUGAGGAAGAUGCCUUUCAUGCUGUGAAGCAGUGGUAUGAGUACGAUUCUUCUGGGCGGCAACAAAAACUACCAGAUUUAAUUAGUAGCUUGCGAUUGACCAAUUUUGACUUAAAUUUCUUAUUGAGAAAUGUCCAAAUACUGCCUGGAUGUGAGUCAUUGGCAUACAAAGCAAUAUCGUGGAUUUCUCUACCUUCGCAUCGUGAAAUGAUAUCAAUAAAGUGUAAAGAACCUCGCAGAAGUAUAUGCAACAAGUCGGUAGAGACAACUUUGCUAGCGGUGCAAGCUUAUGACUGUAAAGGUACAAUUUUUCAAUAUAACCAACCUGAGGAUGAAUGGCAAAACUACGCUGAAUUCGAACAUGAUGCAAACAGAUACGGCAUGGUUCUUAUGGAAGACAAUAUUAUUUACAUUGGUGGUGUACGAGAUGGCAAAAUAACUAGCGGUGUUGAAAGCUGGAGCUUAAAAACGAAAUCGUGGAAUACAUUGCCUUCAAUGAUUCAGUCAAGAUAUUUUUUAACUGUUGUACUAUUGAAUGGAAAUAUAUACGCGAUUGGUGGAUUGAGCACAGAUAAUCAAUGUACAAAGUCUGUGGAAAA
This is a messenger RNA of Rhagoletis zephyria (snowberry fruit fly), 1513 nucleotides long. Its product is annotated as kelch-like protein 1. Gene Ontology annotation, molecular function: protein binding. The record is from RefSeq and is a predicted model, not a curated record. Lineage: Eukaryota; Metazoa; Arthropoda; Insecta; Diptera; Tephritidae.